Thamnophis elegans (Western terrestrial garter snake) is the source of this 1826-nucleotide messenger RNA. It is a transcript of the gene XCR1, whose product is annotated as X-C motif chemokine receptor 1. Gene Ontology annotation, cellular component: membrane. Gene Ontology annotation, molecular function: chemokine receptor activity. Lineage: Eukaryota; Metazoa; Chordata; Lepidosauria; Squamata; Natricidae. Gene Ontology annotation, biological process: immune response; G protein-coupled receptor signaling pathway; chemotaxis. The record is from RefSeq and is a predicted model, not a curated record.
UGCUAUUACCAAUACUUUUUAGCUUUUUGUUUCAGAAACACUUCUCUCAGUUGCAGAAGUGAGAAAGUUGCAACAAAUCCAAAUGACUACCUAACAGAUGAUAAUGAAUGGACCUCAAAUUCAACAAUUUAUGAAUAUAUCCCAAGAACAAAUUAUUGUAAUAUGGGAACCUCCAGAUUCUGCUGUAUUACUUGCAUCCUUUAUUCUCUGAUCUUCUUCUUCAGCUUGGUAGGAAAUAGCCUUGUCUUGUGGAUUGUGAUGAAAUGAAACAUCAAAUCUUUAACAAACCUCAUCCUGAACCUUUGCAUCACUGACUUGACUUUCUCAUGCACUCUGCCUUUCGGAUUUAUAUCUUAUUAUGGAUGGAUUUUUGGUGAUUUUCUCUGCAAGACAGUAAGUGUUUUUUCUAUCAGCUACUAUGGUGGUAUCAUCUUUCUCACUAUCAUGACUAUUCUGCGGUACCUGGCUGUGGUUGAUCCCUUAUCAACCAUGCAAAUACAGACCAAAAAAUGUAGCAUUCUGGUAAGCAUGGCCAUUUGGAGCAGCAGCAUAAUGGUUGCGGUACCUGAGAUCAUUUUUAUUGAAGUCAUAAUUGAUCAUCAUGACAAACAACGCUGUGAGUAUGAAGAGUCAUUCUUCUGGAAAAUGAUAGAGAUGAGCCUGCAAGUAACAUUUUCCUCCUAUCUUUUCUUGUUAUCAUAGCUUGUUACAUUGGAAUGCUUAAAAUUUUGCUUAGAUCACGGUCUCAAAGGAAGUACAGAACUGUGAGACUCAUAUUUCUAUUGUGGUGGUCUUUUUCCUGAGUUGGGCUCCUUACAACGUUGUUUAACUUUGUGUACGUUUUUCUAUUCAGCAUGUCAUCAAGACAGACUGUCAAACUCGCAAUCAUAUCUUUUUUGCUUUUGAUAUCAGUCGCAAAGUAGCCUACUGUCACUGCUGCAUCAACCCAAUCCUGUACGUCUUUGUUGGAGUGAAAUUCAGAAGGCACCUAAAACUCCUCUACAAGCAAUUGUCCCCUUGUCAUGGCAGAAUCUCUCAGUCCAGCCCAAUAAUGCAUUCAUCUCAUUUUGGUCCAUAUGAGAUGCAUCUAUAUACUGAAGCAAAGAUUCCUGAACUGGAUGAGAUGCAAAGCAGGAUAACCAAUAUUAGAAGCUAAUCAAAUAACUGACAAGUUCUUCAGAUAUGCAAAGUAUAUCUAGUCUUCUUGUUUGUUUUCACUGGAGUUUUCUGCCUUUCUAGCAAAAAAAUUUUUUUUUUCAAUAGACAAUGUUGAUUCAGCCUUUUUUCAGAUUAGAAAUGAAAGGUGCAUUCUGUUUUAGUAAUGCCAAGAAAUAUUUGUGUUUUAAAAUAUAUAAUGGUGUUUUAAUCUUUCCAAUAUGUAAUGAUUUACAAAUCAUAUACUGUUAUGUAGAACUUGACCUACCAACAUUAUUUGAAUUAUUUGAAUGAGAAAAAUUACAACUGUCCAAAGGCAUGAACUGCCUUUUCAUCUUAAUGGUUAGGGAAGCAUGAUAUAAGAAAUGGGAACACUGAAUGAAUAUAGGAUAGUUAUAAAUAGAAAAUAAUAAAUAGAAUUCCCUUCCUCCAAUUCCAUUAAAUUCACUGAAUGAAAUAGAUUUAUUUCCAAAUGAUUUUUUUUCUUAAAGCUACUUAAUAUAAAAUCUGAUAAAGAAUUAGUCACAAUAUAUAACACCGACAAGAUUGAAAUGUGCAAUUUACUGAUUUUGAAUAGGCAUGUCAACCUGAAAGCAUUAUAGUAUUUUAAAAUCAAUAUAGUUCUAAAAGUCCUCAGUAAUCCUAUAUACAUUACCAAUGGUCAUUGACCA